UAUACGAAAAGCUCUGCAUCACUGCACCAGUUCAUAUUUGAGAUAAAUCGCGAUAUAAUUUGACCGAAGUUAUACCCAUAAUCAGCACUGUACAUAUGUAAGUGGGUUCUAUGUGUUAAUAAUAUCGGAAAUAGUUAAUGUGUAAUUUUCGUUCUAAAAUUGUAAAUUGAAAACGAGUUCCAUAGUCUUUGUAAGUUUUUUAGUGUGCAAAUUCUGAGCUAAAAUUUGAAUUAAAAUUGAAUGUGAUUUAAUUGAAUAAAAUCCUUCAUUUCGUGCACAAAAAUAACUAAAGAUGAACGCAUCAACUGGAGAACCAUUUUGCGGAACCACUUUGCUGACCAUUGGAGAAUAUUACUCGAGCAAUAUCAGCGGCUACUUCAAUAUUCCAAUAUGUGUGAUCGGAGUGAUUCUCAACCUACUCAACAUAUUGGUAUUCACGAAGGAAAACAUGAUCUCACCGGUGAACCUAAUAUUCACUCGUCUUGCCAUGGCAGAUUUAGCAGUUUUAGUAGCAUCCAUACCAUUUACAUAUAUUGAAAACAUUCUACGUGACGGACGUAUCAAAGAAAGAUGGACUUACGCAGAGGCAGUUGUUUAUGUAUGUAGCAAUCAUUUUGCAACCACACUACAUUUUAUAUCUGUAUUCCUCACAAUACAGUUGGCUGUGUGGAGAUACAUAGCUAUAGCAUAUCCGUUGAAGGAACGCCAAUGGUGCAGUAUGAGAAUCACACGUAAAUUGAUGGUUAUUGGCUAUGUGGUGUGCUUUUUGCUCAGCAUACCGAUAUAUUUUUCACGACGCAUUGAGCAUCAAGUGAUUAAUUACAGAGUCACUUAUACAACAAAUUCGGUGCUGUUUCUAACAUCACGUAUAAUAUUCUCAGUGCUGGGUGCAUUACUGCCAUCAAUUGUUCUCACAGUGGUCAGUUUAAGAUUGAUCAUCAUUUUAUUCGCAAGAAAAACUCAUCACGGACAAUCGCACCUCGAACAUGGAAACCGCCGUCGAACAGAACAACUCGAUCGAUCAAUAAUAAUACUGUUGGCAGUUUUGGUGUUAUUUUUAACCGCUGAGUUUCCAAGAGGAAUGCUGUUUUUAUCUACAGUGAUAUUUAACGUCAGAAAGAGUGAUAUUAAUUAUCGUUGCUAUACUUCGCUGUUAUCAAUAUUUCUAUCCGUAGUUUAUAUGAAUACGUCGAUCACGUUUUUCGUAUAUUAUACCAUGAGUCAACAAUUCAGAAUCACGUUCAAAUCCUUGUACAAUCGUAGUACGGGUUCUAUGCAAAACGAGACAAAUGUUUCGCCGAGGAUACAGAAAACUAGUACAGUUACGGAAAUCGUAGAAAGCUGAUCAAAGUUUACUAGAAUAGAUUCAAGAUUUUCCAAGUAGCUAUCAGCAUUGUACAUGAGCACAUUUAGGAAACAAUUGCAUAUUUUUUUUGCAAAAUUAAAUACCUAAAUGUUACGUUUUAUUUUUUAUUCGUGUGUACUUCAGUUUUUAUUGGUAAAACUAUGAAAUAUAAUUG
This is a messenger RNA of Planococcus citri (citrus mealybug), 1520 nucleotides long. RefSeq names its product G-protein coupled receptor dmsr-1-like. Lineage: Eukaryota; Metazoa; Arthropoda; Insecta; Hemiptera; Pseudococcidae. Gene Ontology annotation, molecular function: G protein-coupled peptide receptor activity. The record is from RefSeq and is a predicted model, not a curated record. The transcript has 2 exons. Gene Ontology annotation, biological process: G protein-coupled receptor signaling pathway. Gene Ontology annotation, cellular component: plasma membrane. The coding region runs from base 293 to 1345 and encodes 350 amino acids.